Molecule: messenger RNA, 5108 nt
Organism: Oncorhynchus nerka (sockeye salmon)
Lineage: Eukaryota; Metazoa; Chordata; Actinopteri; Salmoniformes; Salmonidae
Product: A-kinase anchor protein 13-like
Exons: 13
Coding region: 16-2289 (757 amino acids)
Biological process (GO): positive regulation of canonical NF-kappaB signal transduction; regulation of Rho protein signal transduction; adrenergic receptor signaling pathway
Cellular component (GO): actin cytoskeleton; membrane
Molecular function (GO): MAP kinase scaffold activity
Source: RefSeq, a predicted model, not a curated record
GGAGAUUCAUCUAGAAUGACACUAACCUUGUUUGUAUCUUUCUCUCAUUUUUGCCUGUGUGUGUGUGUGUGUGUGUGUGUGUGUGUGUGUGUGUGUGUGUGUGUGUGUGUGUGUGUGUGUGUGUGUGUGUGUGUGUGUGUGUGUGUGUACUUUGACCAUCCCCUCCCCACAGAGAAUGAGGAAGACCAUGAGGACCUGAGUGAUGCUCUAUACCAGGUCAAGGAGGUCAUCACUGCAGUGGACAGCAAGGUGAACGAGCAUGAGAAGAAGAGGAGGCUGAAGGACAUCUACAGCCGAACAGACAGCAAGUCCAUUAUGAGGAUGAAGAGCGGUCAGAUGUUUGCUAGAGAGGACCUGCUCAGAGGGAGAAGAUUGCUGCAUGAUGGACCUCUGCAGCUGAAGAACUCACAGGGGAAACUCAAGGAUGUAACGGCCAUGCUUCUCUCUGAUAUUGUCGUCUUCCUGCAGGAGAAAGACCAGAAAUUCGUCUUUGCCUCUCUGGACCAGCGCUCCACGGUCCUCUCCCUCCAGAAGCUGAUCGUUAGAGAGGUGGCUAACGAGGAGAAGGGUCUCUUCCUGAUAACAGCAGGGAUGGAGAAACCAGAGAUGGUGGAGGUACACACUGCAACCAAGGAGGAACGCAACACCUGGAUGCAAAUCAUACAGGAGGCCAUGCAGUCCAUAGAGAAAGAUGAGGAUGAGGAGAACCCCAGUGAAACAGAGGACGACAAGAGACUGCUGGAGACCAAAGCUAAGGAGAUGAGAGAGAUGCUGAGGAAGAAGGAUGAGCAGAUCAUGUGUAUGCUGGAGGAGAAGAUGGCCGUGUUUAGGGAGAUGUGUGAGGUCCGGAGCCCUGGAACCCCCCCAGGAACAGGCCCAGGAGAGGACCAGGGCCCCAGCCAGGUCACCAGGGCCAAGGGGCUGUUCAGGGCUGGGAGCGGAGCGGGCUCUGAGGACAUACCUAAAGGAGAACCCAUCAUAAAGGGAGCACUACAGGAAGUGGAGACGUUGCAGGCGCUGGUGAACGGUACUCUGGGAGGAGCGAUGGGGUGGCAGCAGGUGGUGUGGGUCCCAGAGACAGAAGGAGGAGGAGGAGUGGUGGGCCCUGGCCCUGUAUGUCUCCUUCGCAGGGCCGAGACCUUCGGAGGCUUUGACUCUCAGCAGAUACACAUCUCUAAGAAUGGGGACAAAGAAGAGGGAGAGGACAAGCCUUGGGACAGAGUCAGACGGUGUACUGAAGAAGACAUAUCUGACAGUAAACAGCUGGUGGUCCACAGACACCAAGCUAUAUCUGACAGUAGACCAGCUGGUGGUUCAGACAGACAGACACACACACAGACAUACAGACAGACAGACAGACAGACAGACAGACAGACACAGACACAGACACAGACACACUCCUCUCCUGUGUUCAGUAAUGCUGGAGUUUUGUGUUGUCAGGGGGAGAAUGCGACCAUGAUGCUGUUACUGAAGAGGAACACUGAGGCAGUGGUAGUCCAGCAGGACAGCUUCAUUGAGGAUCAGCGCCAGGCUCUCACCAACCGCCCCGAACGCCUCACCUCCUUCUUCUCCUCCCGUCCCUCCUCCCGCCACAACUCCCUGAUCGAGCAGGAGAAACAGCGCAGCCUGGAGAAACAGAGGCAGGAGACGGCCGCGCUGCAGCGCCAGCAGGCCACACACGACCAGGAGAAGAGGAGGAGGGAGAGGGAGUGGGAGGUGCGGGAGCAGCAGCUGACAGACAGGGAGGUGCAGCUCCUGGUACAGGAAGAGGAGACGGGGAGGAGGAGCAGGGAGCUAGUUACGGAGAGGGCGGCGCUACAAAGGAAGAAGAAGGACUAUCUGAUAGAUCUAGAGAGACUGAGAGACGCUCAGGGGAAACUAGAUCGAGACAGAGAAAACAUACACAGAGAAAUGGAGAGGGUAGAACACAUGAGAAUGGCUAAGAGGUGGAUACAGAGAACUCCCUCUUCUACCUCAGACGACUCCCCCCACUUCCCCUCCUCUACCUCCCUGGACAAAGAUCCAAUGGACCCGACUGAGCUCUCCUCCUCUCCCAGGAAAGAAUCCCUGACCUCGUCAAAAGGGAAGAGCCUAAGUCCUUUCUCUGAGGCCCCGGCCCUAAAGGCCCCUAGUGGAGACAGUCAGAACCAGAUACCUAACAGACUGCUGCAACUGGCUAAAGACAGGAGCAAGAACAAGAAGGACAAGAAGAAGAAGGAACAGGGUACACAGUCACCAGAUACCCAGCACCUAGAGCCUCCUAUAGAUGGAGAGGUCUACUUCUGCUGAGGAGACCCCUCUUCAUCUCCUCCGAUGUCAAUGCAACGUCCCUCUCACCAACUGAAUGCAAGGCCAAGUUGCCAAAGUGCCCCCAUCGUCGAACCCUCUAAGUCCUCACAAACACUCCCAACUGACACACAAUAGGAAGUGGAAGGUCUCUCAUCAUGUGAGUCAUAAGCUCCAGCUGCAAUGUUCUGUCUCAGUGCUCACUACAGAUUGGCUCCUGACUCUCACCUGCUAAAAAAAUAUAACAAUAAGGAAACUGUUUCUAUGUUAGAUACUGUAGGUUAAUAAAGACUGUCUAUAACAAUAAGGAAACUGUUUCUAUGUUAGAUACUGUAGGUUAAAGACUGUCUAUAACAAUAAGGAAACUGUUUCUAUGUUAGAUACUGUAGGUUAAAGACUGUCUACAACAAUAAGGAAACUGUUUCUAUGUUAGAUACUGUAGGUUAAUAAAGAUGUCUACAACAAUAAGGAAACUGUUUCUAUGUUAGAUACUGUAGGUUAAUAAAGACUGUCUACAACAAUAAGGAAACUGUUUCUAUGUUAGAUACUGUAGGUUAAUAAAGAUUGUCUAUAACAAUAAGGAAACUGUUUCUAUGUUAGAUACUGUAGGUUAAUAAAGACUGUCUACAACAAUAAGGAAACUGUUUCUAUGUUAGAUACUGAAGGUUAAAGAUUGUCUAUAACAAUAAGGAAACUGUUUCUAUGCUAGAUACUGUAGGUUAAAGACUGUCUAUAACAAUAAGGAAACUGUUUCUAUGUUAGAUACUGUAGGUUAAUAAAGACCGUCUAUAACAAUAAGGAAACUGUUUCUAUGUUAGAUACUGUGCUCCUGAUGUGCUUGGCAUGUUGCAAUAAUCUCAAUACAUUUGACAUGUGAUGCUAUUGAUCACAUGAAUCAUCUUUUCUUUUGCAUGUCCAAGAUCGAUAAUCAAUAUGUUGUUUAUACAGAUCAGUCUACACAAUAUUGAUACUAUAUAGUCCCAUAAGAACUGGAGAAAACUCAAAGACUGAUGUCAGUUGAUCGUUGUUGUGGUUCAAUGUUUAAGAGCCACUUGUUCCUAAUAGCUGAAGAACCAGAGAACACAUAUGGAAUCAUGUUGUAACCAAAAAUACGUUAAACAAAUCCAAAUAUAUUUUAUAUUUCAGAUUCUUAAAAGUAGCCACCCGUUGCCUUGAUGACAGCUUUGCACACUCUUGGCCUUCUCUCAACCAACUUUCAUGAGGUAGUCACCUGGAUUUUCAAAAAAUUAAUAGGUGUGCCUUGAUUAAAGUACAUUUGUGGAAUUUCUUUCCUUCUUAGGAAUGGUAUACAGAAGAUAGCCCUAUUUGGUAAAUGACCAAGUCCAUAUUAUGGAAAGAUCAGCUCAAAUAAGCAAAGAGAAACGACAGCCCAUCAUUACUUUAAGACAUGAAGGUCAGUCCGUACAGAAAAUGUCAAGAACUUUGAAAGUGCAGUGACAAAAACCAUCAAGUGCUCUGAUGAAACUGCCUCAUGAGGACAACUACAAGCUACAAGAAAGGAAGACCCAGAGUUUCCUCUGCUGCAGAGGAUAAGUACAUUAGAGUUCGCUGGCUCUCAUGAGGACCGCUACAAGAAAGGAAGACCCAGAGCUUCCUCUGCUGCAGAGGAUAAGUACAUUAGAGGUCGCUGUACCUCAGAUUGCAGCCUAAAUAAAUGCUUCACAGAGUUCAAGUAAGAGACACAUCUCAGCAUCAACUGUUCAGAGGAGACUAUUUGAAUCAGGCCUUCGUGGUUGAAUUGAUGCAAAGAAACCACUACUAAAGGACACCAAUAGGAAGAAGAGAUUGCUGGGCCAAGAAACACGAGCAAUGGACAUUAGACCGCUGGAAAUCUGUCCUUUGGUCUGAUGAGUCCAAAUUUGAAAUGUUUGGUUCCAACCGCCAUGUCUUCGUGAGAUGCAGAGUAGGUGAACGGAUGAUCUCCAAAUGUGUGGUUUCCACUGUGAAGCAUGGAGGAGGAGGUGUGAUGGUGCUUUGCUGGUGACACUGUCUGUGAUUUAUUUAGAAUUCAAGGCACACUUAACCAGCAUGACUACCUCAGCAUUCUGCAGCAAUACGCCAUCCCAUCUGGUUUGCGCUUAGCGGGACUAUCAUUUGUCUAUCAACAGGACAAUGACCCAAAACACACCUCCAGGCUGUGUAAGGGAUAUUUGACCAAGAAGGAGAGUGAUGGAGUGCUACAUCAGAUCACCUGACCUCAACCCAAUUGAGAUGGUUUGGGAUGAGUUGGGCCGCAGAGUGAUGGAAAAGCCGCCAACAAGUGCUCAGCAUAUGUGGGAACUCCUUCAAGACUGUUGGAAAAGCAUUCCAGGUGAAGCUGGUUGAGAGAAUGCCAAGAGUGUGCAAAGCUGUCAUCAAGGCAAAGGGUGGCUACUUUGAAGAAUCUCAAAUAUAUUUGUUGUUUGUUUAAAACUUCUUAGGGCUGAAAUCCCGUUAACGGGGUCGAUAUGACAACAGCCAGUGAAAGUGCAGGGCGCCAAAUUCAAAACAACAGAAAUCUCAUAAUUAAAAUUCCUCAAACAUAUAAGUAUUUUAUACCAUUUUAAAGGUAAUCGUGUUGUUAAUCCCACCAGUGUCCGAUUUCAAAUAGGCUUUACAGCGAAAGCACCGCAAACUAUUAUGUUAGGACAAUCUAUUAUGUUGAAGAAUCUAAAAUAUGAAAUACAUUUUAAAUAUAUUUUAAUUUGUUUAACACUUUUUUGGUCACUACAUGAUUCCAUAUGUGUUAUGUCAUAUUUUUCAUGUCUUCAUUAUUAUUCUACAAUGUAGAAAAUAGUAAAAAAUAAAAACCCUUGAAUGAG